Pangasianodon hypophthalmus (striped catfish) is the source of this 3084-nucleotide messenger RNA. RefSeq names its product calcium-activated chloride channel regulator 1-like. Lineage: Eukaryota; Metazoa; Chordata; Actinopteri; Siluriformes; Pangasiidae. The coding region runs from base 95 to 2803 and encodes 902 amino acids. The transcript is spliced from 15 exons. The record is from RefSeq and is a predicted model, not a curated record.
AAAGCCAUAAAAGAUUCAACAGGUGGUGCAUCUUAGAAUAUAAAUACCACAUCCUAGACUCCAUUUUCUCAGCAAACAUCCAAACAUAUUAAAGAUGUUAGCUAUAGUGUUGCUGUUUCUCAGUGCACUGGGACCUGUCACAACAAUCAGACUGGAUGGAAAUGGGUACACCGAUAUUCUUUUGGUCAUCAGCCCCACUGUGCCAGAGAAUGAAGACAUUAUAAAUCAAAUCAAGGAAAUGAUUGUCAAUGGAUCAGACUAUCUGUUUGAAGCUUUAGACCACAAGGUGUUCUUCAAGGAAGUGAAAAUACUCGUACCACCAAACUGGACUACAGGAAAGUAUGACAGAGCAACAACAGAAACCUUUGACAAGGGCAGAAUAAGAAUUGAUGACCCACAUCCUGCAUUUGGUGAUGAUCCAUACACACAUCAGACCCAAGGCUGUGGAAUUGAGGCUGAAUACAUUCAUUUCACCCCAAACUUCUUGUUAAACAAUGAUCUUAUUAAAGUAUAUGGACCUAGAGGAAGGGUUUUUGUGCAUGAAUGGGCUCACCUCAGAUGGGGGGUAUUUGAUGAAUAUAAUAAGAAAGAGCCCUUUUACCUGUCUGCUGGUCAGAUUCAACCAACAAGGUGUACUGAAGAGAUUUCUGGCCAGUGGUAUGAAAUUAUUAAUCAGAGUCUUCGACCUUGCCAGACUGAUGAAGCUGGCAAACCCAAAUCCAGCUGUGAAUUCCUUCCAGAUGCAGUGCAAAAUACAAAUGCCUCAAUAAUGUACAUGCAAAGCUUAGAUUCUGUAAGAGCGUUUUGUCAAGAAGAGGAACACAACACUGAAGCCCCCAAUGAGCAGAAUGAAAAGUGUUCAAGGAAAGCAACACGUACAGUAAUCUUUCAGGACUCGGUAGACAAAGAUUCCCUUCGCAGUCUAAAGCCUCUGACAUCCACACCGCCAGCUCCAACAUUCAAACUCAUACAGAGGGGACGUCGAGUCGUCUGCCUUGUUCUUGAUGUCUCAGGAAGCAUGCAAGGUUCGAGAAUAAAACUACAAAAGCAAGCUGCUACAAUUUUCUUAAACCAGAUCAUAAAUGAACAAGAAUUUGUGGCUCUUGUGACUUUUAGCACUGAAGCUCAAAUACUAAACCGUCUGACUUUAAUAGACAAACAGGCCUCAAGAGACAAUCUAAUUAGUAAGUUGCCAACAGUUGCGAAUGGAUAUACCUAUAUCUGUAAGGGACUCAGAAAAGGCUUAGAGGUUCUUCGAACGGAUGAUAGUAAAACAAUAGGAGAUGAAAUUAUUUUUCUGACAGAUGGAGAAGCAACUGAUAAGGUUCAGGAUUGUUUUCAGGAAGCUGUUCAAAGUGGUGCAAUCAUUCACACCAUAUCAUUUGGCCCAAACGCAGACAAUGUGCUGAAAACCAUGGCAGAUGAAACAGAUGGAAGGUUUGUCAGAGCCGACGAGACUAUACUUUCCAACCAGCUUGUGGAUGCCUUUUCCUCAAUGACAAUAUCCGAUGGAAAUUCAAUCACGCAACCCAUUCAGCUUGAAAGCACUGGAAAGAGUGUCACAGAUUGGUUCAAUGGAACAGUUUCUGUUGACCGGACUGUAGGAAACCGCACCACCUUUACAUUAAUUUAUGAAAGACGUGCACCCACUGUGUACAUAAAGUCACCAAGUGGUUUGGUUUAUGACCAGAGAAACACCACUGACAUUGCUAAUACAAUCACUUUUACUGUUCCAGGAACCGCAGAGCCGGGAGAUUGGCAAUACAGCUUCCUCAAUAGCGACACAUCUGCUCAGCAAAUGGCUUUAACAGUAAUGAGUCGAGCAGCUCAUGAAGAUGUUCACCCAGUCACAGUUACAGCCACAAUGAACCAGCAGACCAGCGACGGCACCAAACCCAUGCUCGUGUUGGCUGAGGUCCGGCAGAAAUACAAUCCUGUGUUGGAGGUCAGUGUUUGGGCGUACCUGGAGUCAGAUACUGGGAUCUCAGUAGAACUGCAGCUCCUUGAUAACGGAGCAGGAGCUGAUGCUUUCAAAGACGAUGGCAUCUAUUCCAGAUAUUUCACAAAAUUAAUACGUGGAAAAUACAGUCUAAAAGUGAGAGUGAAAAAUCAACAUGGAGGAAUCCUGUCUUCUCCCCUCAGACACAGUGGCGCUCUGUAUGUCCCUGGAUAUAUUGUGGAUGGUAAAGUGGAAUUAAACCCUCCUAAGCCACCAGUAAAUGUGGAGCCAGUAGAUGUGGGCAGCUUCACCAGAACAGUAACUGGGGAAAGUUUUGUGGUGGAAAGAGAUUCAACUUUAAACUUCCCUCCAAACAAGAUCACAGAUCUGACUGCGGAAAUCCAGGAGGAUACGGUGCUUCUCAACUGGACGGCUCCUGGUGAGGAUUAUGAUCAAGGAACAGCGCAAUCCUAUGAAAUCAGAUGGGGUGAAGAUUUGCAGACGCUUCAAAACAACUUCAGCAGCGCUAAUCUGCUCAACGCUUCGGCACUUGAGCCCCAAGAGUCAGGCUCAGCUGAACAACACUCUUUCCAGCCUAAUAUUACAAUUAAACAUGGCACCACGCUUUUCUUUGCUGUUCAGUCAAUGGACCAACAGGCAGAAAAGUCUGAGGUUUCAAACAUUGCUCGAGCAACCAAGAUUGCCUCAAGUCCAAAUCCAAAUCCAAGUCCCAGACCCCCGGCCAUCUCAAAUCCAGGCCUGAAUCUGACUGCUAUCAUCGUCUCAGUCUGUGCUGUAGCCAUAGUGGCAAGUGUUCUAGCUGUAGUCAUCACAAGGGUACUGAAACAAAAAACGCAUCAUUGAUGCUUAUCACAUAGUUUAAUAGAACGAAGGCUACACUAACACCGCAAGCUUAGACAUUUAAUUCCAAUUUAGUGCUCAAAUCCGAUCUUUAAAUCCGAUUACCUGAAACUCUGCAACAUGGAUGUUAUUCAGGGUCUGACAUUUUCCUCUUUCAUGCUCUAUGUUGCUUAACUGAUCAUAUCUCAUGUCUAUUGUACAAUAAAUGAAAAUUGUAAAAUCAAUCCAUUUAAAGAAAUACUCUUAAGUAGUAAAACACUAAAUCAGAGGACAGAAAAUCAUGA